AUCUACUUGCUGCUGACGUGCCGAGAAUGGCUGCCCCACUUCCACCUAGGGGUUGUUUCACUUGCGGCUCUCUCCACCAUUUCUAUCGAGAGUGUCCGCAGAGGACCGGUGGUUAUCGGUCACCUGUGACGGGUGCUAAUGCAAUUCCCACUGGGCAAACCCUUCUGGCGUUGCCGGCACAUUCGGUGGCCGGUAACUCAUUGGCGAGUACUCCAGGUAUAAACCAAUCGAACGCAGCGGCUCAAGGUGCGGGGUACCAAAAUAAUGGCUACUAUAUUGGAGGGCAUCAACGAUCAGGCUUCUGGAAAGCGAACCAGGAGAGACUCGAUGUGGUGUAUAGCAAGUAUCUGGAGGAUAAGGAGAAAGAGACGAAGCAGAAGGAGGAAGAAGAAAAGAACAAACGGAUCAAGGAGGAAGAAGAGAGGAGGGGAUUGUGGAAAAAGGAACGGGAGCAGUUGGAACUGGAAAUGGGUGUUAGGAUCGAUAAGAAGUUGGAGCUGGUAUGCUCGAAGGUCAAGGUUAAUGAUCAAGCGGAGGCAGGUUGUAGCAGACAGGAAAAUGACGAGUUGGUUAGAUUACGAAGGGAGAAUGAGGAUUUAAGGAGGGCGCUAUUGGGCGAGACGGAGCCUCAGGGCGAUAUGGUUAAAAAACUGGAAAGGGAAAUAGGCGAGUUGCGCAGACAAGUUCUGAGUAAAGGGAGCCGUGACGAUGAGAUGGUCGCCCUUAAGCAUGAGAUCGAACAACUUCGUGAGUCUACAGUCAAGGAGCAAAAGGUGGCUGGGCUGAAGCGGCAGAUUGCGGACCUGCAAUUGGAGGCAAGGCAGUGGAAAGACGAGGCUCUACGUCCAGGGAACAAGCGUGGCAAUAUUGCGGUCGCCACACCUGAGUCGAAUGUCAGGGCAACUCGGAAGCCGAGAUGGACCGAUAAUCACAUCCAGGAUGGUGAAAAAAUGGAAGGUCGAAUACAAGAAGUUGCAGAGUAUGCGAAGAGCGGACUUUUGGGAGGUCGAAAUAUUGAAAAAGAAGAAGGCUAGUGCAGAAGUGAAGGUGAUCAAGUUGCAGCAGCAGUUGGGAAAAUUAAGCACUAACGAUAAUGAGGGAGAAAAGGUGCAGCAAGGUACAAACCUCAAGGAACGUUUGGAAGCAGUAGCGAUGGCAACGGCUAGAAAAGUAAUGAAAGCAACACCCAAUC
Messenger RNA from Chara braunii, 1192 nucleotides. NCBI's taxonomy places the organism in Eukaryota, Viridiplantae, Streptophyta, Charophyceae, Charales, Characeae. The record is from the annotation of a GenBank genome assembly.